AUGGCCAAACAAAUCAUUCCGGGCCCGCAGAAGGAUAAAGAGACUCAGUUGCGAGAACAGCGUGAGGCUGAAUCCAAAAGAAAAGCUUACAGAGCCGUCAAGGAGGAAACAAGAAAGCAACUCAAACAUGCCAGAAUCGAAACUCCAACCCCAGAGCCAGAUGCCGUCGACUUGCCCAGAAAGAGAUUCUACAGACAGAGAGCUCAUCUGAACCCAUUUUCCGAUCACAGACUAGAUUAUCCCAGGGACCCAGACAGCAUGGACUGGCUGAAGUUGUACCCCCACUUCUACGAUGAAGAGAAUAAACAGAUGACUCGCCUGGUGGACUUUGCCGACAUUGGAUGUGGUUAUGGAGGCUUGCUCAUCAAGCUCGGUACCGAGUUUCCUGAUAAGUUGAGUUUGGGCAUGGAGAUCCGUGUUCAAGUCACCCAAUAUGUCGAAGAUCGUAUCAUUGCGUUAAGAGAGCAUAAUAAAGACCAAGAAGGAUACCAGAACGUGGCUGUUUUGAGAGGAAACGCCAUGAAAUUCACCCCAAACUUCUUCCACAAGGGUCAAUUGUCCAAAAUGUUCUUCUGCUUUCCUGACCCACACUUUAAGCAGAGAAAGCACAAGGCCAGAAUCAUCACCAACACCUUGCUUUCAGAGUAUGCCUACGUGUUGAAAGAGGGAGGAAUCGUCUACACAAUCACCGACGUCAAGGAUUUGCACGAAUGGAUGGUUAAGCACUUGGAAGAGCACCCAUUGUUCGAGAGAAAGUCGAAGGAGUGGGAAGAUAAGGACAAGUGCGUGGAGCUUAUGUGGAACUCUACCGAAGAGGGACAGAAAGUGGAGCGGAACAAAGGCUCCAAGUAUAUUGCAUGUUUCGAGAGACUUGCCACGCCAGAGGAGUGA
Molecule: messenger RNA, 891 nt
Organism: Sungouiella intermedia
Lineage: Eukaryota; Fungi; Ascomycota; Pichiomycetes; Serinales; Metschnikowiaceae
Source: the annotation of a GenBank genome assembly